Messenger RNA from Dissoconium aciculare CBS 342.82, 945 nucleotides. Its product is annotated as dienelactone hydrolase. The record is from RefSeq and is a predicted model, not a curated record. The transcript has a single exon. Lineage: Eukaryota; Fungi; Ascomycota; Dothideomycetes; Mycosphaerellales; Dissoconiaceae. Bases 1 to 945 code for a protein of 314 amino acids.
AUGCCUGCCAUCAAGACCCUCCUCACCACGGCCCUGGCCGCCGGCGCCGCCCUCGCCCAGGAGCGCAUCACCUUCACCUCGGGCGGCACCGAGAUCGUCGGAUACCACUGGGCCCCGUCGGACGUGAGCACCCUCGCGCCGGUCGUCAUCAUCGCCCACGGCCUCGGCGGCCUCCAGACCUCGCGCCUCCAGCCCUACGCCGAGCGCUUCUCGGCCAUCGGCUACCACGCCAUCACCUUCGACUACCGCUACUGGGGCCAGAGCCAAGGCUACCCGCGCAACAUCAUCGACGUCAAGAGCCAGCAGGAGGACUACAGCGCCGCCGCCGACUACGUCGGCAACCUCACCGGCGCCGACCCCUCCCGCGUCGUCCUCUGGGGCACCUCCCUCUCCGGCGGCCACGUCCUCGAGCUCGGCGCCCGCCUGCCCAAGCUCGCCGCCGUCAUCGCCCAGGUGCCGCACGUCAACGGCCUCGCGACCGUCGGCCAGCUCCCGCCGGCCUCCCUCCCGGGCCUGAUCGCCGCCGGGCUCAGCGACUCCGGGCGCGCCCUGACCAACUCCACCCCGCUCUACGUCCCGACCGCCAACCGCACCGGCGAGUUCGGCGCGCUCACCCAGGCCGGCGCCUACGAGGGCUACCAGUUCAUCCAGGCCAACCCGCCGGCGCCCGGCAACGUCUUCCCCGCCCGCUUCGUCCUGCAGCUGCCCACCUUCUCCCCGGACACCACCGCCUACAAGAGCACCCACCCGACCUUCAUCGGCAUCGGCCUGACCGACAACGUCGUCUCGCCCAACGCCACCCUCGCCCUCUCCCGCCGCUUCAAGACCGCCACCGUCCGCAACUACACCCUGGCCGGCCACUUCGACAUCUACCCCACCAAGCCCUACUACGAGCAGAACGUCGCGGACCAGAUCGCUUUCCUGCAGGCCAAUGUCCCCGUCUAG